CCAUAUCACAUCCACAAAGACAUUACCAAAAAGACAGAACCAAAGCUUCGGAAAAAAAAUUCAGACAAUUCAACGAAACGAAGAAGAUGUCAGUAGCUUCACCGAUUCAAUGUAUCAGGAUUCUAAAUCCAUCAUCAUCAACUUCUUCAUCAUCUUCUACCUCAACAUCUUUUAGAUUCUCAACGAAUACUAAGCCAUGUGUAUUCAUCAUCAGAUGUUCUCAGACAGAAGGUCCUUUGAGAAGGCCCUCGGCUCCUCCUACUCUCCGGGAGCCGCAAAAACCUGUUCCUCCAUCGCAGCCUUCAUCCGCUCCAUCACCAUCACCACCGCCGCCGACGCCGCAGAAAGCUGUGGCUGUUGAUGGGAAGAGUGUAACUACGGUUGAGUUUCAGAGACAGAAGGCUAAAGAGCUUCAAGAGUACUUUAAAAAGAAGAAGCUUGAAGCUGCUGGUCAAGGUCCCUUCUUUGGUUUUCAACCCAAAAAUGAGAUCUCUAAUGGAAGGUGGGCAAUGUUUGGUUUCGCAGUUGGGAUGCUCACAGAGUAUGCAACAGGAUCUGACCUGGUCGACCAAGUUAAGAUCCUUCUUUCGAAUUUCGGCAUUCUAGACUUGGAAUAAUAAGAGUGUUAUUAUAUAUAUAGACAGACCUCUUCUCUCUUGUCUCCAAUUCCUCUACUUGUUGUUGAUUCUUCUUCCUGUAUAUGUAAGUAUCUCCAAGAUCUUACCUAAAAAAUACAGGACCAUUUGUGUAUUCAAUCACUUUUAUCUUCAAAUGGUAUAAAUACGACCUUUGUAUC
Molecule: messenger RNA, 796 nt
Organism: Camelina sativa (false flax)
Lineage: Eukaryota; Viridiplantae; Streptophyta; Magnoliopsida; Brassicales; Brassicaceae
Product: light-harvesting complex-like protein OHP2, chloroplastic
Cellular component (GO): chloroplast thylakoid membrane
Source: RefSeq, a predicted model, not a curated record